This is a messenger RNA of Diorhabda carinulata, 1278 nucleotides long. RefSeq lists its product as uncharacterized. The record is from RefSeq and is a predicted model, not a curated record. The transcript is spliced from 2 exons. Bases 1 to 1278 code for a protein of 425 amino acids. Lineage: Eukaryota; Metazoa; Arthropoda; Insecta; Coleoptera; Chrysomelidae.
AUGCCUGCGGAAAAGUGCGUAUCGGCAACGCCGCUUAAUAAGAGCUUCUUGGCGAGGCCACCUAUUAAAAAAGAAACAGUGACGGAGGAUGAUGUAAUGCAAAUUGUGGAAAGAGUCGAAGCUUUAAAGGAGGUUAAAUUUGAGUUCGAAGAUAUACAGGGUAAUAUUGAAAAAUUAACGGAAGCUGCGGAUUUAAAUAAUCAAUUAGAAUUACGGCAUAAAUUCGAGGAUGAAUAUUUUAAACAAAUAACGUUAGCAAAACGAUUUUUGCGUGAACACGAAAUUAAAUCGAGUCCGAGUGAUUCAACAAGUAGUUCGGAAAAUAGUCCCGAAAUUCAAACAAAUGAGCAUUUACAAUCAUUAAAUAAUGUUAGGUUACCAACAAUAAAUCUUCCAAAAUACAGUGGCGUGUAUCAGAACUGGCUAGAAUUCAGAGACACUUUCUAUUCGUUAAUUCAUGAAAAUAUAUCAGUCAGUAAUAUUCAAAAGUUUCACUAUCUCAGAGCAUCACUAGAAGGAGAGGCGGCUCUCGUCAUAAAAUCACUAGAGAUAUCAACGGCAAACUAUGAGGUAGCGUGGAAUGCAUUAUUAGAUCGGUAUGAUAAUAACAAGUUGCUAAUUCACAAUCAUGUCAAAUCAUUAUUUAGCGGUGAAUCGGUAAUGAAGGAAUCUGCUAGCGGGCUGAGAAAACUUAUAGAUGAUUUUUCUAAAAAUUUGCGGGCACUGAGUCAAUUGAAUCAACCAGUAUCGGAGUGGGAUAGAUUACUUGUUUUUUUGAUUUCUACAAAAUUGAAUAAUAGCACUUUGCGCGAGUGGGAAAAUGUUAAAUCAGAUAUAGAAAACCCUACUUUUAAAGAUAUAAAGGAUUUUUUAAAGUCAAGAGCCGAUAUGCUAGAAAUGAUAGCACAGAAUCAAACAGACAAGCGUAGAAUUUCCAGCUCCAAUACUAGGUCAUUUUUAGUAACAGAUAAUCAAAUUCGUACUCCAGUUUGUGUUUUAUGCGAAGGGAAUCAUUAUAUUCAUAAUUGUCAGCAGUUCCUUAAGCUUUCGAUAGAAGAACGCGAAGGUAAAGCAAAAGCAUUGAAAUUAUGCACUAACUGUCUGAAAAAGGGUCAUUAUAGUAAGGUAUGCCGACGUGGCACAUGUAUUAAAUGUCAUGGGAAACACAAUACAUUAUUGCACAGGGAACGUAGAGCAUGGUCGGCAUCAGAGCAAUCUAAUGAAGUAACGGAAAAACGCAAAAUCCGACAACAGAUCAGCAACAACAAAAUUCUGUAG